Molecule: messenger RNA, 4638 nt
Organism: Fonsecaea erecta
Lineage: Eukaryota; Fungi; Ascomycota; Eurotiomycetes; Chaetothyriales; Herpotrichiellaceae
Exons: 2
Coding region: 1-4638 (1545 amino acids)
Molecular function (GO): protein binding
Source: RefSeq, a predicted model, not a curated record
AUGAGUUCUGAGGUACCAGAGUCAUCCGAGGACGUUGGCGACGUCACCAACGGCCUGCACAGCAUCACUAUCAACGAUAAAAGCGACAAGACAUGGUAUGAAAGAUGGUAUGAAGAAGAGAGUGAUGAACCGCGGACGCCGCUUGCGUCAGCUGCCAAAGCUGGCAAUGUUGAUUUGGUCGCAAAGCUCUUGGCUGAGGCGGACGUCGAUGUCGACGUUCGCGACUACAUUGGCUGUACGCCGUUAGCGCUCGCCGCGAUGAACGGCCACGCAGCUGUGGUAGCGCAGCUGCUCGCCGCCGGUGCCAACCCCAAUCUGCGUGACUUGAAUUACGUUGCGCCGUUAUGGCACGCGGCCUUGUUCGGCCAUGUCGCCGUUGUGCGGCAGCUGUUGACGUGCGGGCGCCUGUUGGACGUGAACCCGCGACCUCUUCUUUUCUUCGAGCACGAUACCGAGACACCCCUCGCCGUCGCCCUGAAGAAGGGCCACCGGGACACAGCCGAGUUGCUGGCGAGCGCAAACGGCAUUGAUCCUUCCGCGAAAACGAAAAGUGGCUGCGACGGCGACGACGAAGUCAGGCUGGUCAGUAUCCUGGAACUGGCCGUUCAAGCCGGGUACGAAGACAUCGCCCUAGCUCUACUCAACAAAUGCCAUGCGAUGAAUAUCUCUGCCGGCCUAGAGUCUGGUGAGGGCAACUUUGAUGAGGAAGGCGCUAAGAAUGCCACUAGAAACGCCGUCAAGCUGGCUUCGAAGCUGCUGGUCGCGGCCGCAGACGCUGGAUGCUAUAGGAUUUCCCAAGAACUCCUGACCAAGCACGGCGCCGACGUCAACUUGAUCUGUCGAUAUUGCAGCAUGCAAGACAAUACAUAUCACGAACAGAGCCCGCUCAUGGCCGCGUCCAGCCGGGGGCACAAACGGAUCGUCCGGUUAUUACUGGAUGCCGAAGGGAUCCAACCUGACCUCUGCUCGGAUUACGGCUCCACGGCACUCAUCCAGGUUGCGAAGAAAGGGCUCCUUGAUGUAAUGAAGAUGCUCCUAGCCGACGCUAGAGUAAAUGCUGACCAACGAGAUAAAUAUGGGCGCACUGCUCUCUCAUACGCAGCUGAGCAUGCUCGGGAAGCCCUUGUGGCCGAGCUAUUAGCUAACGAAAACGUUGAACCAGACAGCACAGAUUCCCAGGCACGAACGCCACUCAUGUGGGCCUUAUCCCCAGAGUCAUCGACCCUACAUGGUACAAGUUGGCGGCCGGAUAAGGCACGCCAGGCCGUGGUUCGCAGACUGCUCGCUAGCAGACGGGUCAACCCUAAUUCCAGGGACGAUUCGGGAUAUACGCCUCUGAUCUACGCAGUCAAGUGUGGAAGUGUAGACCUCGUUUCGGCCAUCUUAGAACACCCUCAGACGGACAAGAAGGCUGGACGCAUGAACACUGCACUGGCAAUAGCAGCCGACAGGGGCCAAGCGGAUAUGGUACAGGUGCUGUUGGACAAGGGGCAGGUUGACGUCAAUGCAACCCACGAUAAUUAUCCCCAAGGAACGCCGCUGACGCUUGCGGCUGGAUGGGGGUCCAGAAGUAAUACGGUUCGCACACUACUCUCCGCUCCGGGAAUCGAUCCGAACGGCAAAAACCAAUACGGAAACACUCCAUUGCACGGAGCUGCCUCGGUCGGAAAUGUGGAAAUAGCCAAGCAACUUCUAGCGGCUGCAGGCAUCGACCCAAAUAUCCAGAACCAGCAGGGCCGUACAGCACUACACAACGCGACUCUCUCGUGGUCCUCCGUCGCGGAAUCAGCAGAAGUGAUGAAGGCGUUGCUGAAGGCCCCGAACAUCAAUGCUGAUCUUGCCGACAAGAUGGGACGGACACCGCUCUCUAUCGUGGCACAGGCUGGCAAAGUCGAGUUGCUAGACAUUCUACUCACAGCAAACGGCGUCGAUCCGGAUUCACGGGAUGAGGCUGGACGAAGCCCGCUGUCGUGGGUACUCGAGUUUGAUAGGUAUGACGAAAAUUUCGAGAUUGAACACCGCAAAGAAGCUGUGAGGCAUUUACUUCGUAUUGCGGCCGUCGACCCCAACGCGGAGGAUGCCGAGGGCCUGACUCCGUUGCUUCGGGCGAUCCAGUGUUAUCGCGGUAGCGAAUUUGUUAGACUGCUGACGAAACGGGCAGACCUAGACGUGAAUAAACGAGGGCCAGACGGCCUCACGCCCCUGGCCCUCGCAAAAGAGAAAGGCGAUACCGUCACUAUAGCACUUUUACGUGCAUGUGGGGCCAUAGCGCCAGACGAGGACCCUUUGACGAUCGGCAUCAUCUUGCCGGACGACCCUGCGCUAUCCGAAAGCAGCGACUACACAGGAAGACAUUCGAUGGAUGAAUCAACUGCGGCAGAACACCGGCCCGGCGUUAGACUCUCAAAUCGUCUACAUGAUAAGAAACGAAAAGAGCUCGCCAGAGAGUACCAACUAUUUUUGGGAGAACAGCAGCAGUACAUCGGUGAAUUGGCAACAGAAAACACGGCAAGCUUAUGUCCAGUAUGCUCGACGAUUGACCUAGACGCCGUCUUUCGGAGUCGUCACACAGAGUACAACGGACGCACUGUCGCCUACUUGGGUAGGAUCGAUGACACCUGGGAGGAGAGGGCAUGUCCUCUGUGUCGUCUAAUUGCUGCAGUGCGUCCGCGGUCUGGCACCGACCUAGACUGCGUAUUGGUGAGCUUUUCAACCACACAGUCCUGGCUCUGCCAUGACGAGCUGAUGCUCUGGGAUCUCUUUGAGUUUAAUGAUACUUGGGUCGAUACCAUGGCGCUCGGUGUUAUUGACCUCUCAGAUUGGGGAAUUACGGCCUUGUCGGGAGGUGUUAACAACGUCUUUUCCGCGGGAUUUAUCAGCCGCCUUGGGUCUAACUGCCCGGACGGAGAAAAGGCCGUGUCCGUCCCGCGGUUGGCUGCUGAUGGGAGCGACCUGAGAAUGAGCACAGCUAGGGACUGGAUUAAGUGCUGUCGCCUCCACCACGGGAAGGGGUGUAAUCCGCCGAGACUAGCCUCAGUACCGCAUUUUCGCCUCGUCGAGUGUACAACACGGCGCAUUGUGGAACAGGACCCUGAGGUGGGUGCUCCGCCGCCGUAUGUGGCUCUGAGCUACGUCUGGGGCCAGCCGCCACGAUGGCAGCAGCAAAGCCUCGAUGACACUGUGGAGCCCGUCAUCGAAGACGCCAUCCGUGUGACACUUGAGCUUGGCUAUGAGUACCUAUGGGUUGACCGAUACUGCAUUGUGCAGACAGGCAACGAGGCUAUCAAGAACACACAGAUGCGGAACAUGCACAACGUAUUUUCCAACGCAGAUGUCACUCUAGUGGCGGCAGCCGGCAAGGACGCUUCGACAGGCCUACUUGGCGCACCCGGGCGUCCACGGCCUUUCCAGCAGCCUAGCGCGCUCGUCCAAGGUCAUGCACUCGUGUGCGUACCCCCAGACCCCUCCCUCCAUAUCCGCUCGGCCUCAACCUGGAGCACGCGGGGGUGGACAUACCAAGAAGGGCUCCUCGCACGCCGCCGCCUCUACUUCUCAGAGUUUGAGAUGUCUUAUGAGUGCCGGAAUAUGCUCGUCCGCGAAACAAUUCGCUUGCCAGCUUCCAAAGAAAAAUAUAUGACUAAUUAUGGGCAUAAGCCGCGCCUCAUGGAACCCUUUUGGCUGUACCAGCCCUUUAGACGAGUAGGGUUGAAGCCGGGCAGCGACACUAGUGACUUUUUUGAUCUCUUACAGGAGUAUUCAGGGCGACAGCUGUCCUUGCCGUCAGACACCCUUAAUGCUAUGCUUGGCAUUCUCCAGCUGCUCGCGGAGCCCGAUGAAGACGAACCCUUGUACCACGUGUGUGGCGUACCGAUCCUGCAUGUCACUAUCCAUAAAGUCGACCGUUCCAUUUUGGGCAUCAGCGUCGCGAACGCCGACGAAGUCGCCCUAGACGGCUUCAUCAACGGGCUCUGCUGGACUCUUGAAAGACCCGCCCGCCGCCGGCCGGACUUCCCGAGCUGGUCGUGGACGGGAUGGCAGGGUGUUGUCAGUCGUAUGUCGUGGACUCCUGGCGUCCAUAAAGCUUAUGGGCUUGAUCUGGACGUAUCUAUUGGCCCCCGUGACCAAGACGGGCCUCUCGUUCCAUGGAACCGGUACUACGAGCAGCUGCGUACGGCCGACGAGAGCAGCAAAGACCUUUGGACCGGCCAGUCCCACAUCCUCGAGAUCACGGCCAGUGCAGUAACAGUUCGGUUCCGGAGGCAGGGAAGUUCAGGUGCCAUCCUGAAAGGCACAGUAUGCGUUGGCGAUUACGUGUGGCAGGGCGAUUUUUCGCCGAAUCGGAAGGAAGACGACAACAGCCCCGGCGAUAACGGCUAUGACUCCAAUGACAACGACACUUUCUCUCCACAUGCGGCGCUGCUGCAAAAGCCGUGGACAGGAAUCGUUCUAGGAAGGUCGUACCCGAUAAGUCACAUGGGGAGAAUUCAGACGCAGCCGGAGGUGUUCUGGCUCAACAGGAAGAGUCGCCCAAAAGAUUCGAGACAAGUGCGGGCAAGAAAGAAGCGUAAUGACGAAACCGGCGAACGCGGUGACGCUCAGCAGGACCGCGAGGAGCUCCCAACUCUGCCCUGUGUCUAG